AUGGCUAAAGCCUCUUCAUAUAAAAGGCUUGACUCUAGAGCGUCCGAAAAGUCUUUAUCACGCAUAAGUAUACAGCCGCGGAGUAUUGGCGAUUCAGAGUCCGAGACUAUAGCACAGUCAUCCGUUUCGUCGAACAAGCUUUGGCAACCGGGAUUGUAUCUGACUAGACGUCAUCGCAUCUUCAAUAGGAUUGCCGAUAAAUUUGUUUAUUGUUAUAACAGUUAUGUGGUGCCCAACAUGGGUGUCACUUUAACAUUGAUUUCACAAAUUUUCAACUCACUAAUGAUCCUUUUCUGCAAGCUCCUACUCAUGGAUCCUGAUUUUGACGAGCCAAUGCAUCCAUUUCAAAUUCUAUUUGUUCGUAUGAGUAUAACGUACGUCUGCUGUGCAAUUUAUUUGAUCAUCAAGCAUGAUGCUGAUUUCCCGUUUGGCCCAAAAGGCUACAGAAAGUAUAUGAUCGGCAGAGGAAUUGGAGGUUACAUAGCUGUGGCGGGUCAGUAUUUCGCUUUACUUUAUCUCACAAUGUCCGAUACAAUAUCGAUCACAUUCUUGGCGCCAGUUAUAACAUCAUUAAUGGCAUACAUGUUUCUUCAUGAGCGAUUCACCAAAGCGGAGGCAAUUGGUGGUAUGGUUGCAUUUGUGGGCGUUAUAUUCAUCUCUAGACCUAGCUUUAUCUUUGGAGGCGAGUCGACCUUGGAUUCAACUACAGCAGGAACUGAAGCUGGGGCAACAACCGUUGAUCAAGGCUCUUCUGGAAGCGGAAGAAACUUGGAAACUUCUGACCCGAAAUUAAGAUUAUUAGGAAGUCUUUUUGCGUUGUCUGCACCAUUUGGAACAGGUAUAGCUAUGUGUUCUAUCAGGAAGAUUGGUUUUCAUGCUCAUGCCUUGGUUACUGUCUCCUUUUUCGCUUUAAUUACCUGCAUCUUUUCUUUUCUUGGAAUAAUGUUAACUCCUGGUCUUAAUUUUGAAAUGCCUCGCAAUGCGCGGCAAUGGGCAUAUUUGAUUCUCUUAGGAUUAGCUGGGUUUAUUAUGCAGUAUCUCCUAACCGCCGGUAUGCAAAGGGAGAAAGCUGCAAGGGCCAUUGCUAUGUCAUACUCUCAGCUUGUAUAUGCAUCUUUCUUUGACCUCGUUAUUUUUGGUCAUUGGCCCUCUAGGAUGAGUUUAAUUGGAGAAUUCAUUAUUAUAGCCGCUGUUAUAUCUAUUCUCUACUGCAAAGAUGACUCAUCUUCAUCGUCCUCACACACCGAUACCGAAUCUUUUGCUAUGGGAGGACAUUCAUCAGGUGAAUCGAUCUCCAUGAGCAGUUUAAGUGAUGAUGAUGAUGAUAGCAACGAUAUUGUUACUUAA
This is a messenger RNA of Brettanomyces bruxellensis, 1347 nucleotides long. RefSeq lists its product as uncharacterized. Bases 1 to 1347 code for a protein of 448 amino acids. The record is from RefSeq and is a predicted model, not a curated record. Gene Ontology annotation, cellular component: membrane. The transcript has a single exon. NCBI's taxonomy places the organism in Eukaryota, Fungi, Ascomycota, Pichiomycetes, Pichiales, Pichiaceae.